AUGUCAGCAAUUGAUGAAUGUAAGCAAGAGAAGAAUAGUGUGCUGAAUACGCACAAUGAGACAAGAGGCUUCCAAGUGGAAAGAGGACGAGCUGUGGAUAGCCCUCUGGGUCAGCUCGAUCCUUCCAGAAUCACACAUAUGGUUGUUGAUCAAGCUGGAUUGGGCGCAUCAGCUGAACACUGCAGUAGUAGCGGUUUCAUUGCAGGACCACCGCAGCAGCAUUGGACUUGUUCCUCUCCAGCAGCAGCUCCUAUCAUGUCUACUCUCUCCAGAGUUAUGGAUGGGUGUGGCCAAAUGCAACCCCGAAUGGGUACUCCUACGAAUGCUAUGCAUAUGCAGCAAGGAACCAUUAGCAGUCCAUCAAUAGGAAGUGCUCCCAUGACACCUCAACACAUGGUGCAGCAUCAGCAGCAAGCCAUGGUGCAAGGCCAACAAACUCCUACGGGCCAGUUUGAUCAAACUGGAAGAUUUGCGCAGCAUCAGCAAGGAUAUCUUCAGGGUGUUCCAGAAAGUCCAGGCUCUGUGCAGCAGCAGAAGGUGAUGAAUGGUUCUGGUGGUCAACCUGAUAACUCUUCCGGAAUGGUGCACACUAGACAACAAAUGAUGAUAGGUCAGCAGCAACAAAUAAUCAACCUCCAACAACAACAGCAAAUGAUGAGCCAGCAACAACCUAUAAUUGGUCAACAGAUGAUGGUACCUCAGCAAAUGACGAUGAUGGAUGCCAGCUCACAGCAGUACUACGCGCAGCAGAAUCCACAGGCUCAAUGGACUCAGCAGCAGCAGAUGCAACAGACUCAAUUUGUACGACAACCUCAAAUGAUAGGACCUCAAGUAGGUCAACGUGUGAUGGUUCAACGUGUUCUAUAUCCUUCUGGCCCAGCCGUUUCAUAUCCGUGGCCACUCGGAGCUUUGCUUUUCCCCUUUAUGACUCCUCCGCGUGUCUAUUUCCUUCUUCGUUCGCCUCAAGUUGGUAGCAUGCCGUUCUCAGAAAGUGAAAACGCGCAUGCAAACGGCUGCUAG
Molecule: messenger RNA, 1020 nt
Organism: Necator americanus (New World hookworm)
Lineage: Eukaryota; Metazoa; Nematoda; Chromadorea; Rhabditida; Ancylostomatidae
Exons: 9
Coding region: 1-1020 (339 amino acids)
Source: RefSeq, a predicted model, not a curated record